AUGGCUGUAUUGAAAUGGUUGAGCAUUUGCCUGACUCUGUUCUGCCAAGGCACUGCAGCAUCAACACCUUGCAACUGGACGCAGUUUAGGUUGGGGAAGCUGAACGACCUGAGCAUAGACCUGCUCUCAGAUAUGGGUGGACUCUUUCCACUUAAGUGUGUAGAAGAAAACGUCGAACUGUUUCCAGAGGAUGUUUACAAGAACACAGAGGGUGAGGACGUCUCUGUGGUUGCAUUAGAGGCUAUGCGAUAUGUGGACCAAUUAUAUAACAACAGUCUGACGCCUGUCACGUGGAACAAAACAGAACUUAAUCGGUUCCAAAACGUCAUAUAUCGUCAAGUUCAUAACUUAGAGUUAUGUGUCGUAGGUGGUGGUUGGAAAUCCUCUGGAGAUGGAGGGUCGGUUACUCUGAAAACAUAUUUCAACAAGCUGAACACCGUCUUGAAAGACAAGGAACACAGCGCAUGCGCAUGGGAGAUUGUGCGAAAGGAGAUUCGCGAAAACUUGGUGCAGUUCAAGAAAUUCAUUGACAGCAGAGUCAAGCCGUGA
Salvelinus fontinalis (brook trout) is the source of this 549-nucleotide messenger RNA. Its product is annotated as interferon a3-like. The transcript is spliced from 5 exons. Gene Ontology annotation, biological process: defense response. NCBI's taxonomy places the organism in Eukaryota, Metazoa, Chordata, Actinopteri, Salmoniformes, Salmonidae. Gene Ontology annotation, cellular component: extracellular region. Gene Ontology annotation, molecular function: cytokine receptor binding. The record is from RefSeq and is a predicted model, not a curated record. Bases 1 to 549 code for a protein of 182 amino acids.